Molecule: messenger RNA, 707 nt
Organism: Oryza brachyantha (malo sina)
Lineage: Eukaryota; Viridiplantae; Streptophyta; Magnoliopsida; Poales; Poaceae
Exons: 1
Coding region: 105-671 (188 amino acids)
Source: RefSeq, a predicted model, not a curated record
UAGAGAUCAUAAUAGACUCUAUAUCAUUCAACAUGUCAUAAUUAAAUCUAUUCAGUUCGAUAUACAGAAGAAGAAAUUAAGCGUCGAUCGAUCCCUUCACACCCAUGGAGAAAGACGCCAUCUUUGCAGCGCUCUCGCUGUCGGUGACGGCCGCGGUGCUCCUCCUCCUCACCGGCGGCGUCGACGCCUGCGACGGCGCGCCGUCCAUGUCGGCGGCGGACGCGUGCCAGCAGGCGACCGCGGGGCCGCUGUACCAGCUGUGCGCGAACACGCUGGGGCCGUCGGGGGACGCGCAGGAGGUGACCGGCUUCGUGGCCGCCGCCGCGCGCGCCGCCUCGCAGCUGUACGUGGCGACCAAGGACGCCGUCGGCAAGGUGGUCGCGGACCCGGCGGCGGCAGAGGACCUGAAGGCUGCGUGCCGGACCUGCCUCGACCGGCACGACCAGGCGGAGUCGCUGCUCGCCGGCGUGCUCGACCACCUGCGCGGCUGCGCGCUGGCGGACCUCCGCACCGACUGCGCCACGGCCGCCGCCGCCAUCGACGAGUGCGCCACCGCGGUUCUCCCCGUCGGCGGGCACACGCCGUUGUACUCCCUCAUCUUGCUUGGCCGGGACCGGAGCGUGCUCGCUCUACGCCUCGCCAUAUUGCUUGUGCCCAACAAAAUUAACUGACCUCACCUACCUGUAUAAUCUACUUUUCAUGCCAAG